Molecule: messenger RNA, 1843 nt
Organism: Verruconis gallopava
Lineage: Eukaryota; Fungi; Ascomycota; Dothideomycetes; Venturiales; Sympoventuriaceae
Exons: 1
Coding region: 63-1730 (555 amino acids)
Source: RefSeq, a predicted model, not a curated record
AAAUCCACGCUGCUACCGCUUUGUUAUCAUAUAGAUACACUGUUGCCCUGAUACACGCCGGAAUGCCUCCUUGCAAGCGUCAACCCACCUUAAUGGUUGAUAUUUGUGCUAGCUGCAGCCGUCUCAAAGCCACCCUCGAUCAUCCAACUAAUGCAGCAGCCUGGGUGCAGGACCCUGACGACGCCUCCAAAAAAUAUCUUAUCGCAAGGUCAGUUGACGCUGCCAUCAAUUUUGCCGUGCAGGAGCGAUCUGUCCAGGAAGUCACCACAAUCGCCAAGAGGACGAACGUCACCAAAGCCUCUACCCAGACUACGCGUUCAUCCCGCAAGCGAAAGGCCGAUACUAUCGACGAGAUCGAGCUUAUACAAGCCCUUGUUGAAAGCUCCUCGCAAGAAGACGCACCACUCGACACAGCUCCGGAAAAAGCAUCGGACGAUGCAACACCAGGGAACACAACACUAGAAGCAGAAACCCCUGUUGACCAUAACAAAGACCUUGACGGAGCCCCGGCUUCAGAGCCCGAACCAGAUGAGCCAAUUCAAGAUGCGACUCCCGAAAAGUUGCAAUCCGUGACGAAUGUCAAUGCCACAAGAGAACGCAAGAAGCGCCAGAAACGCAACGAUGAUCUUUCAUCCAUCCUGGACGGUAUUGGUGAUCGCUUCCGUCAGAUGCAAUCCAGCCCGAAAAACAUACGAAUGUUCGACACACAGUGGUCCGACAUCAAACGCUUUGUUCUCGACCAGAACGACCUCUACGAAACCCAUGGGGCACAGCUCCCUCAAAUCUUCGAUGCCGCCUGGAAUGUAGGUGGCGCCGCUCUUUUCAUCGAGUGGAAGAAGAUCUUGACGUACUGGCGUGCCACCUCGCGCGAUUCGCAACCAAACCCUACUUUCCCCGUGCUCCCCGUGCACGGCUGCGUAGAAGAAACACCUCAAUCCUCUCUUCCACCGUCCGCCCAGUCUGAGUCAUCCCUAAAUACUUCCACUGAAGCCAAAUUGUCAUCCUUGCAUCUCGCUCGUCAAAAACUCAAGGCUGCCUAUCAAGAAUUCACAGCCUCGAGUGCUUCAUCUCAGCUCCAGAAAACUGUCUAUAGAAACGCUAUCGCCGACAUCUACGCCCAUUACAUCGACAUCCAGAAGCAGCUUGCCGACCCCGAUAUUCAAUCUGGCCUAGACGAUUCGUUAGCCCCGGCGACGCUACUCACCCAAGGCUCUAAACAGGUCGCAAGCAGUUCCAAAAUCGAGCUCUUCCGUGCCGCCCAUCCAGGCGUUGAUCCACCAGCGACACGUGACGACCAGUCUAUCGCCGGCAAGCACUGGCGCUCUCUAGGAAAAGUCAUCGAACAGGGCAAGCGAUGGUACACCUUACGGCAGGAAUGGGGCCCAGCCUCCUUGAUCCUAUGGCCAAGUCAAUCCAUGUCUCACAGCUCCCUUGAGCGUCUUCCGCAGCCUUUGUUCACACUUCUCCAUCAUCUUGUCUCUCGUUUUCGACCGAACCGUUUGGACCUUGCUGCGCCGUUCAUGGCCAUGUUCCGUCAGAUAGCUACUUCUCAGACGCCACCUACCGGCUUCAAUCACAUCGAGCGCCUCUCGGAGGAUGAGAUUCGGGCCAUCGCUAUGGACUGGUCUCCAAACCCUUCGUGGCUGAUAGAGAGCGGUGAAGACAGGAUCGUUGAGCUAUCGCAUCCAAAUCGAUCUGUAAAUGACUCGGAGGAUGAGGAAAUAAUGUAAAAUUGUUUUAAUCGAUGUAAUAUAUCAUUUGAAGGUAAAUAACGUGCUUUUAAAGACUCUAACGGAAAGGUGUAGAUGGUUUGGUUUGAUUUAUCUAAAAAUUAAUAUUUUCU